Messenger RNA from Cucumis melo (muskmelon), 769 nucleotides. RefSeq names its product light-harvesting complex-like protein OHP1, chloroplastic. The record is from RefSeq and is a predicted model, not a curated record. NCBI's taxonomy places the organism in Eukaryota, Viridiplantae, Streptophyta, Magnoliopsida, Cucurbitales, Cucurbitaceae. The transcript is spliced from 2 exons. Bases 182 to 637 code for a protein of 151 amino acids.
ACUAACAAAAAUGAGUGUCGCGUCAUCUCCAAAUCCUCAAGAUCUAAUAGGACCAACACUCGAACCAAGCAUUUAAUUUUAAGAUGGAAAAAAGUAGUUCCGUAAAGAAAAUUGAAGAGGGAAAGUUCUGAUAACGUUACCGAAGCAGUGGCUGUGGUUGUGUUUGGAGCAUUUCCAAAUAAUGGCGUCUUCCUCUGUGAUUUUAUCUUCUCUUCCUCCGGCCAGAGCUCUGACUUUUAACCAACAAGACGGUCGCCACGGUCUCUUUCAAAUUGGGUCUUCUGCCCGUGCCAAUAACAGCAGGGCUCGUCCCUCCUUCAGGGUUCAGGCCGCCGCAAAGCCUCCGGCUGGAGUUGAAUUGCCAAAAGUAGAGCCGAAAUUUGAAGCCCCGUUUCUUGGAUUCACUAAAACUGCUGAAAUCUGGAAUUCUAGAGCCUGCAUGAUAGGCCUUAUUGGGACUUUCGUAGUGGAGCUGGUGAGGUUUUCUUUUCUUCUUAAUAUGAAGAAAACUUUCUAUCUUGUACCUUUUCUACCCAUGUUUACGGGUUUUAUCUGUCUGAUUUUUCAGAUAUUGAACAAGAGUAUACUUCAAGUGAUUGGAGUUGAUGUUGGGAAAGGCCUGGAUCUUCCUCUUUGAUUCCCGGAAAAGUUUUAAACAUCUUGAGAUCCUUCGUGUCUUUUUAUUGAAAAAAGAAAAACAAUGAAAUUGUAACUGUACCAAAGGACUUUCAACUGUAUCAGAGAAUUCUACAAUCUUCAAGUUCUUGUA